This is a messenger RNA of Dacryopinax primogenitus, 2665 nucleotides long. RefSeq lists its product as uncharacterized. NCBI's taxonomy places the organism in Eukaryota, Fungi, Basidiomycota, Dacrymycetes, Dacrymycetales, Dacrymycetaceae. The record is from RefSeq and is a predicted model, not a curated record. The transcript is spliced from 2 exons. Gene Ontology annotation, biological process: positive regulation of transcription by RNA polymerase II. Gene Ontology annotation, molecular function: protein dimerization activity; DNA-binding transcription factor activity. The coding region runs from base 492 to 2150 and encodes 552 amino acids. Gene Ontology annotation, cellular component: RNA polymerase II transcription regulator complex.
CCCCUUCAUCGUCUAGUAUUCGCCGUCGUUAGACAGCGUCUAGCUCGCUUUUCUCCUUCUUCCCCCCCUUUUCCCCUCUCCUCGCCAGCCCCCCGCCAGAAAGGAUACCGCUUGAAAUCUCGCGACCCUUCUCUGUGCAAUUCUCUCAAACCGUUUUAUCCGCCAUUCCCUCAAAGCCUUUUCCCCACACAAACACUCUUUAACUCGAUUUCCUCUUGCUUCUGUCUUCGGUGUCCGCUGCCUUUCGCGCGUAACCGUUCAGCUGCAAUACCUAUCCUCAUAUCCAUACCUACCAACACCUCAUUCCGUCAAUCCCCGGUACUUCUGUAGCUCAUUCGCUUCCCAGAUUUACCUUUCCUACAAACCCUAGGCAUCGUUCUGCGUACUCCAACGAGCAACGGCCUCAUCCAUCCAGUGUUUCUCAACGUCUUCACACUCUCACCACCACACAACACACAAACGCAUCUGUAACUCCAAUAUCAAAACCAUACAUGCACUCUCCUUACUCAAAAAUGUCGACCAUCAAACAAUCUCCCAAUGGAUCGCCGGUUCCCAGGCUCUCUGAGGGUGCGCAGGGUCUCGCCCCUCUUCAGACCGACACCGCUUCCGACCAUUUCUCUAAUCCACCCAGCGCUGUUCCCUCCAGUGCUGUGACCGAGAGCGGCCUCGACUCCGCCAUUGGUCCCAUGCGCCGCAAGCCGAGCCGUCGCGCCAACACCGCCGAGAGGCGUGCGACCCACAAUGCUGUCGAGAGGCAGCGGCGUGAAACCCUCAACGGGCGCUUCCUCGACCUUGCCGCCAUGCUCCCCAAUCUGCAAUCGGUCCGUCGCCCAUCGAAAUCAGCCAUCGUCAACAGCUCGAUCGCCCUGAUUCACCAGCAGCGCAGGGCGCGCGGUGUUGCAGCUCGCGAGCUGCGCCUCCUCAAGUCCGAGUCCGACAUCCUCCGCCGUGAAGUCAACGAAUGGCGUGAACGCGCUCGCAUGCCGCCCGUUGAGGAGCCAAUCCGCUCUCAAGACUUCCACAUCCUCAUGACCGUUGAAGAGGUGGAGGAGAAUGAGGAGGAGCGUGCUGCGUACGCUGCGAUGAAUGCCGUGGACGAGGCUGAUGAGGACGAAUACGGUGAUGGCCCGGAUGAGCUCUCUGACCGCCCCACUUCGGGUGGUCGUGGUGCCGGUCAAGGCCUGCAGUACAACCAUAACAUGAAUCAUGGUAUGGGCAUGGCAAUGGGCAUGAUGCCUAUCGGUAUGGGCAACAUGGGCAUGCAGAUGCCCCCGCAGCGCGGUUAUGCUGCCCCACCUCCACCGUCACACCCAUCCCAUCAGUAUGGUGCCUCUCAACAGCAGGUGGGCCUGGAUUUUUCCAGCGCCCCUACCAUGUUCGACAGUGGUCAGACUAAGGCCGCUGCUUGGACCCAGCAACAGCAACAGCAAUUGCAGCAACAACAGCAACAGCAACAACAGAUGAUCAACAUGAUGCAAAAUCAGAACCAGCAGAUGCAGAGCCAGCAAUGGCCCCAGGCUCAGCUCGCUCAACCGGUUACCUCGCUUUCGAUGUUCACACCCCCUGGCAGCUCGCACGGUUCUUCGGUUCCCGCGGUUACCACACCGCCUGCGUCGGACCCGCUCGUGCAGCAGGCCCAGGAGGCGUUUCUGGCCAACUAUCAGCGUAAUGCACAGGUCCUCUUUCCUGGGCCAGGCACCUCCAUCUCCGCCCUCUCAGGAAUUGGAUACCAGGCGCCCACCACGCAGGCCAUAACGCCACCAUCGAGCAUGCACGAUGGUGAUGCCGGUGUAUGCGUAUCUGCUCCCAUGGUUACCGACGGCAUGAACAGCGUUCACUCAAGUCCCUCUGGCAGCAUCCGCUCCAAUUCUGCCAGCGUGCACUCCAACCGAGCCAGCCCAGAAGCCAACUUUUCGCUCAGUCCCCCGAUUCCCGUGACGGCCGCAUUCAUGAAUUCCGGCAUGACCAACCCGACAGUGCCUUUUGUCUCUUCGCACAGCCGCCGUACCUCUUCCGGUGGGCUCGCAGUCCCUCAACCUGCACCUGCGAUUGGCACGACUGUUGGCAUGCCGUGGCUCACGUCAAAUAUGAACAUGGGCGUGACUGUCGGAAGUGGCUACGCUUCGAGUGGACUCAGUCUUUUCGCGUAAAUGUCAAGAAAUAGACAUUAUUUCCGACACCCGCACCAACCGCUCAGCCGUUCUUCUCAUCAUGAUCAUCUGCUCAAUCCACUUUGCUGUCUCUAUCACCACUGAACUCUAUGCGUGCUCUUUGCUCCGCUAUCGCUUCGUCUUUCACCGUGUCUCGAAUCGUUACGCUUUGUCUCAAGCUGCCUGCUGCGCCACUCCUUUCUACACUGUUACCGCGAUACAUGUACCGCCCGUCUGCUGUAGGGGUCCCAUACUUCCACCAUCCCGCCGUCCACCCAUCUACCACCCAGCCCUGCUGGUCCGUUCACGUUCGAUCUCACCGUCUGCCGUGAUCUUACGCCCAUCUCACCGACCUUCCCAUCACCGCCUGCAUGCAGCACCAUUUUUCAUCUGCCCCUUUUCCCUUGGGGGCCUUCCGCUCAUUGAUUGAAGCCUAAACCUCUGUCGUUACUCGACCCCUUCUUUCCUUCUCGUCCCUGGUCGUCUUUCUCUGAGUAUCUCGUAUGGUUGAUUUG